Messenger RNA from Ogataea angusta, 954 nucleotides. RefSeq lists its product as uncharacterized. NCBI's taxonomy places the organism in Eukaryota, Fungi, Ascomycota, Pichiomycetes, Pichiales, Pichiaceae. Gene Ontology annotation, molecular function: ATP binding; DNA binding; DNA topoisomerase type II (double strand cut, ATP-hydrolyzing) activity. Gene Ontology annotation, biological process: meiotic DNA double-strand break processing; meiotic DNA double-strand break formation; reciprocal meiotic recombination. Bases 1 to 954 code for a protein of 317 amino acids. Gene Ontology annotation, cellular component: nuclear chromosome. The transcript has a single exon. The record is from RefSeq and is a predicted model, not a curated record.
AUGACCACCAGCAUCACAGAGAUACUUUUUCCUUCUUUGGAUCCAGAGAUUAAUUUAAAGUUCGCUUGCUACCUCAAGGUUCUACGACUACUGUUUGACCAGAUAUCCUCUAUGCCAAACUCCUUUGUUUCCAAGCGACAAAUCUACUAUCGCGACGUGACUCUGUUUAAAAAACAGGCCGUAAUUAACCAGUGUAUUGAUGAUAUCGCCAGCUCCUUUGGAGUCUCUACAGAGACCUUGGGAGUAGUGGCAGCACAGAAGGGAUUGAUUUAUGCAAAUCUGCAAUAUUACUACAAAGACAAAUUUGUCAGUCUUGAGAAAAAAGAGGGCAUCACGCUCUUGCCGCUCAUCUCUCUCGAGUCUCGCCACGAUGACUUUCGUUUUGUAUCCUCCUGUCCCGAAGAGAUCAUCAUUGUGGAGAAGGAGUCGGUCUUUUCUAAGUUAUGCAAGGAGCACGCUCACGAAAAUAAGAUACUUAUCACUGCCAAAGGUUUCCCCGACAGACUGACAAAGAGGUUUCUAUACCAUUUGACACAGCAUUAUCCAGAGGCAAAAGUUGUGGCCCUAGUCGACAGCGAUGUCUACGGAUUGAUGAUAUUGAAGGAAUACAAAUACACCGCCGCAAUCAAGAUCACUGAGUUCCCGAAGUUGCCAAUCACAGUCAAGAACGAGUUUGCUAGAAAAACCACCUCAAGGCUAGAUGAAGUAGGUUACAUGCAUCCGUGCUGGUACGUAUCUCCAUGUUCGAGGUUACAGUAUGGUGGAACGUUUCUUUUUGACAGCGCCAAUCGGCUCGGGCAUUUAGAUAUCACCUACAGGGACUUUAACAAUAUGAAAUCUUUUUUACGGACGCUUCUCGAAUUCGAAGAUGUAUCGUCCGAUAACGAAAUGAAAAAAGUGGUGAGAGAGCUUCAGAUCGGGAUGUUUUUUUUUAAGAAAAGGGAAAUGGAUUAG